AUGCCACGCUCGAGGGGGGACAAGGGGGCUCCCAAGAACACCGAAGCCUCAGGCAAUGGGAAGCAGGGGGAGGUGGACGAGAGGCCCCCCAAAGCCCCUGAGGCGGGUGGCCCCCCAGGCAGCCCCAACACUGAAACCCAGCACGGAUGCCACGGGCGGAAGAACAGCAAGAAAGGGGCCGGGGACCUCCACGCUGCCAGCACCAAGGCGUAUUCACCAUUCCUCAACAUGGUGUUUGGCAAGGAGCGGGAGCUGUCACCGGAGGAGCUGGAUGAGCUGCUGGAUGCCUUCAAGGAGUUUGACACCGACCAGGAUGGUUUCAUCAGCUACAAGGACUUGGGUGCCUGCAUGCGCACGUUGGGAUAUAUGCCCACUGAGAUGGAGCUCAUCGAGAUCUCCCAGCACAUCAAGAUGAGGAUGGGUGGCCGUGUGGACUUUGAGGACUUUGUGCAGAUGAUGGGGCCAAAGCUGCGGGAGGAGACGGCUCAUAUGGUGGGUGUGAGGGAGCUGAAGAUCGCCUUCCGUGAGUUCGAUGUGAACGGGGACGGGGAGAUCAGCAGUGCAGAGAUGCGGCAGGCCAUCGCGGCGCUGCUGGGCGAGCAGCUGAAGGCACAGGAGGUUGAUGAGAUCCUGCAGGAUGUGGACCUCAAUGGGGACGGCCGUGUGGACUUCGAUGAGUUCGUCAUGAUGCUGUCCUCCCGGUAAUGAAGCUGUGGGGCAGCAGGG
Lagopus leucura (white-tailed ptarmigan) is the source of this 726-nucleotide messenger RNA. It is a transcript of the gene CABP4, whose product is annotated as calcium binding protein 4. NCBI's taxonomy places the organism in Eukaryota, Metazoa, Chordata, Aves, Galliformes, Phasianidae. Gene Ontology annotation, molecular function: calcium ion binding. The transcript has 6 exons. The record is from RefSeq and is a predicted model, not a curated record. The coding region runs from base 1 to 705 and encodes 234 amino acids.